ACCAAUCACCAGUGCACCAAACUAGCGGGAACUUCGCGGGACUGUUUGCUGUAUGAAGGAAAAUACAGUAUAAGGAGUUUUACGAAGAGGUUUCUCCGAAACCUCGCUAUUUUCUUUCGUUCCUAAAUGGAAGCUUUCCAAAAGCUCGAGAAAAUUGGAGAAGGAACGUAUGGAGUUGUUUAUAAAGCAAUGGACAAAGAGACCGGUAGAACGGUUGCCCUGAAAAAGAUUCGGCUUGAUACGUGAGUAAUAUGCGUAAUAAACUGCGCAAUUAACCGAGUUUGCUUUAUUAAGAUUUUCUUGUUCCUAUAGCUUGAAAUAUUUUAGCGAGAAAUAAAUUUAUACCUGAUAUUUAAAGAGCAGUAUAAAAGUCAUUCUGGCCCUUAGCGGCGCAGAAUAUAAAGUUUAGAAUGAACUGAAAUUUGCUCUUUCAAAACUUGCUUUGUUUGCUCGUUAACUACGCUGAAAGUUCUUUUUAUUUUUUCAGCGAAUCUGACGGUGUUCCGAGUACAGCAAUAAGAGAAAUAUCUUUACUGAAAGAGCUAAACCACCCUAACGUUGUAAGGUAUGUUGCGCAUAAAUAUUUGGUGCUCACUGCUGUAGAAUGGCUUCCUACUACGCCGACGAUCAAUUAAGCUUAUUUACGACAUAAAUCAUAUAUUAGAGUAAGUUUGUACCGUUUUCUCUUCACCACUCGUGUAUUUAAGACGAAAUGUGUAGAGAUAAUUCUCUCUAAAGCGCCGACUAAGCAUAUAUCGUAGUUGUUUAUAUCAAGUCGACCUUGACAUGCAUGCAAGCAAGGUAGGAUUUCGAUGAAAAUACCAUGCAGAUACUUAUUCAAGUCAUACUCAGGGGGACGGACUUCACUGGACACGAAAUAAACCUUCACGAUAAAAAAAUAGUCAUUCCAUCUUCGUUUUAGUUUGUUUCAAACAAAAGGCCUCUUUUUUAAAUACCAGCAUUUUACUAUAAGCUACAUCCGAGUGGUCGUGACUUGCUCUCCGGAGGUUAAUAAAGUGAUUGCGUGUGCGUUCAUUCUUUAGCUCUUUUGAAUGGCUUUUAAAAGCAAAUUUAUUUUAAAUCAAAUCAUAAAUUCUUAUUUAGCACACCCAACAUCCUAAAACUUAGAGCGCAGAUGUCUAAAGACUGUUGUUCAUUUUCUGACCGUCGGUAAUCACGAGAUAAGCGAACCGUAUGAAGGCGACAAAAUCAUUAAUUCAUUGUCACCUAUCAGACCCACGUGUUGAGUGAAAGAGCUGGUACCUUUCGUUCCAUCUUUGAGAGUUUUUUGAACUGAGAAACUAACAAUGAAUGAAACCAGUUCUUGCAUCAUAUUUUUGCAGAAUUACUGAACACUUACAAUGUAAGGUUUGUUUUUUACAAUGUUUUUCUUAUUAUUUUGUUGCCUGGUAUCUGCUUCCACAUCAAUCCUAACAAACACUAUUCUACAAAUUCCCUUCAUUUUCAACUUCCCAGAAUAGCCCUUUUUUAAACAAAUCUUCUUUUUUUAAACAGCUUUGGUAAGAUUUCCACACCGCCCCAUACUUACAUGUUUUGACCCUGUUAUGUUCAUAUUAACUAUUUGAUGAAAUACGAUAAUACUAAAUAAGGGCCUGUUUAUUUGGAGGUUGGAGACCGCAGAUAGGUGAGGUAACCUGCUUAGGUGGGGUAACCCGCCUGUCCAUAUAAUUUCUCAUUUUAAUUUGAUCACAUUUACAUGAUAGGUGGGGUGAUCCGCUACAGGUUACCUCACCUACCUUGGGUCCCCACCUCUAUGGAAACAGACCCUAAAACAGGGAAUAGGAAAAUGGAGACAAAACCUACCUUGAACCCUAAUUCUCUGCUUUGUUCCCACUUUUCAAUUUCUCGUUCCCCGCAAUCGUUCCCCACUCCAUGUUCCCCUUGGUAACAUCUGUGUAAAGUAAUAUUAAAUUGCUGCUUGUAUGAUAAAUGUAUGGAGUUGUACAAAAAAUCUUACCCAUAAAUGCUGUUGCUUAUGAACUUGUGAUUAAUUUACUUUGACUUUGACAGAUUGCUAGAUGUCGUUCACAAUGACAAAAAGCUGUUCCUUGUCUUUGAGUUCCUUGAUAGGGACCUUAAAAAGUACAUGGACACUUUGCCUGCGAGUGGAAUUUCAUUGGCUCUAGUAAAGGUGAACCUAACUGCUCCUUCAACCUGUUGAAAAAUGUUCUCAUGUAGUCUUAACUACUACAAAUUUGUACUAUAGGUGAAGCAGCAUUUAGAAGAUUCCCUUGAGGAAUUGUCUACUGCCUGCUUAAUGUAGGGUGUCUACUUAAUGCAGGUUUUGAUGCAUAAUGUCACAUUAGGUUGAAAUACUAUUCCAAAGAAUGGGAGAAACAUAUGGGUUAAGGCUGGUUCUUUUAUGCCGCCAAAGUAAUGGUUUCAUUUUCUUGAAAAAAAGGGAAAUAAAUUUUGAAUCUGCCAGCUUUUUGGAGAGUGUCCCUAUUUUUUGUGUUGACUUCCCAUCAUGAAGGAAGUAGACUGACAUUACCCUUGUGAAAAUAAGUCGCUUCUCAUGAGACCUCUAACAUGAGGCCAGUUCCUUUUAACAUAUUUACAUUAAGUACCAGCUAAUACUUACACCUUUUAUUUUUAUUUUCAGAGCUACCUUUACCAGUUGUUAAGUGGCAUAGCAUUCUGUCACUCACACCGAAUCCUACACAGAGAUUUAAAACCCCAAAAUCUCCUAAUUGACUCUCAGGGAUCCAUAAAACUAGCUGAUUUUGGGUUGGCUAGGGCAAUUGGGCUUCCUGUUAGGUCAUACACCCAUGAGGUGGUUACUCUCUGGUACAGGGCCCCAGAAAUUCUUUUAGGAUGCCGCUAUUACUCAACACCAGUGGAUGUCUGGAGUAUUGGCUGCAUAUUUGCAGAAAUGGUUUGUAGCUCAUUUUUUAUAUACCUCAGGAAUGGAUCCACACCGGUUUCCACUGUUUUACAAAAAUUGGUCAGAAUUUCAUCAACAAAUUUAUUUUUACUGAGAAAAACUUUCCAAGUUGAAAUCUGGCCAAUAUCCUGUCUGAUUGACUCGGAAACCCAGGAAAGCUUUCUUUAGAGAGUUAAAACCCCAAAAAAUUUCACAGGGGUUCAUGCCUCCCAACCCCCACUAGAAGCUUGCGCCUCCAGUACUUGUUUGGGAAAUCAGUCAGUAUUUUUCUAGAUCAGCAGCUGUACAUGUAGCUCUUUCCAUCUAUAAGUUUGAACAAGGACAAGUUACUUUAAAAAUGAAAUUCACCAGCAGAAAUGGUUUGCGGGUCAUUUUUUGUAUUAAUUUUUUUUAUCUACUUGAGAUUACAUUUAUACUUGAAUUCGCUUAGCUAUCAGUUUUAAAAAGCUAGGACAUUUACUUUUGAGAAAUGUUCACCACUCUUAAUGGAUGUGGUCCACAAAAGGAGUUGCCAUAUGACAGAUCUUGUUUUUUACAGAUUACAAGAAGAGCACUAUUUCCAGGGGACUCGGAAAUUGACCAGCUAUUUCGAAUAUUCAGGUACUGAAGAAAUGAUGCCAUUUUGGUAAAAGAUGUGAAGGUUUAUUAUGGAAUGAGGAAUUAAGAAUUAAAUGAAAUGAAGCAUCUUCCAAGGAGAUUAAGAAAUCUGUGAAAAAUGAAAAAGGUGAUAAAAAUCAUUCUCCAUUAUUUCCAACAAUAGGAAAACAACCUGUGAAGGAGCACAAAAUGAGGAAUAAUGACGUUUCAGUUCCCUUACCAUGCCUUUCCUCCUGUCCCCGAAAGAAAUUUGGGUUAACCUCCUUGGAUUGUCUUAGAAGUUAAAUUCACAUUCCUGUUCUUUAAAAAGCAUUACUUAUAGCCAGUACAUCAGUUUAUAAUACAAAUGUGCCAGUCCCAUUGAUGUGUUUCAGCUGUUAAAAGUGCUUUAUUUUUUAAUCAAUAUGAUAGAACAUUAGGCACUCCUGAUGAAAGGUUAUGGCCUGGUGUAUCAGAUUUUCCUGAUUACAAAACAUCUUUUCCAAAGUGGCCAGUACAAAAUCUUUUACAAGUCAUCCCUGCACUAAGUCAACCAGGUGCUGAGUUAUUACAGGUAAUUAUAAAUGAAAUUAUUUUUUUUGCAGAUCAAAAUAAUAAAAUUGCCCAUUUUCUCACCAGCAUUUGACACCAGACACUUCGCUGCACCACUGUAAAGUGCUCAUUUUGAUACAUUACAUCUACAGUUAAAAAUUAUUUAUAAUUUACACACUGAUUAGCCUCCAAGGUCUUGUUGUCUUCCAGGACAAGAAAACAUCUUUGAAUUAUUUUUGUCUUGUUUUGUUUUGUUUUUGCCAUUGAUAGUGAAUUGAGUUUUAUGAAAAAUGUAAAUAUUACAUUUACCCUUGGGCUAAUUAUAGUGCAGCAUUUCUCGAAAGGUAUGGCAAUGCUGCAGUCUCAUAAGAACAUUGGGUUCAAAUGAAAAUGCUGUUAUUACUUGUUGUCACAGCAUUAAGUUUCAGUUUGAAAGUUUAAAAGCAAUCUUUCCAGAGUUAAACAGUGAGGAAAAGGAACAUUUUCUGUACUCCUCUGAUCCUUCCAACCGACAUCAUAAUUUUUCUUGUCUUCAUAAUACAGUGCAAACUUGAGUUACUAUGCUUUUUUCCUUGCAGCAAAUGCUCAUAUACGAACCAACCAACAGAAUAUCAGCAAGGAAUGCCUUACAUCAUCAGUUCUUCAGUGAUGUUAAAAGAAGUAUACCCAAAUGCUAACUAUUUAAGUGCAAUAACAUAUACAUUCUGCACAAUGGUUACUUUGUGGACUAGAGUCAUCUCCAUCAUCUCUACAUAAUUGUAUUCUACUGUUUAGCAGAACAUGUAUGGUGUUCAAAACACAUUGAUCUUUUGCAUACGUCAUCCAUCCAUAACAUAAUAUUGUAUCAAGAGCACUCUG
Messenger RNA from Porites lobata, 4891 nucleotides. The record is from the annotation of a GenBank genome assembly. NCBI's taxonomy places the organism in Eukaryota, Metazoa, Cnidaria, Anthozoa, Scleractinia, Poritidae.